Drosophila grimshawi is the source of this 2055-nucleotide messenger RNA. Its product is annotated as dnaJ homolog subfamily C member 21. The record is from RefSeq and is a predicted model, not a curated record. Gene Ontology annotation, molecular function: zinc ion binding; nucleic acid binding. The transcript is spliced from 2 exons. NCBI's taxonomy places the organism in Eukaryota, Metazoa, Arthropoda, Insecta, Diptera, Drosophilidae. The coding region runs from base 138 to 1820 and encodes 560 amino acids. Gene Ontology annotation, cellular component: cytoplasm.
AAUGUUAAAGUCUGUAGCAGCGAACAGAUGUUUAUGUGUGGCGUGGGACCCCAAAAAAAGAAGAAGAUCAAAAGCUCAAUAUUUCGUUUGUUAACACAAUUGAUGUAAUUUAUUUUCUAACUAACUAAGCACCAAAUAUGCGCUGCUACUACGAGGAGCUAGGCUUAGCCCGUGACUCCAACGAAGGUGAUAUCAAAACGGCAUACAGAAAACUGGCAUUGCGCUGGCAUCCCGAUAAGAAUCCCGACUGCUUGGCAGAGGCAAAGGAACGCUUUCAGCUGAUCCAACAGGCCUACGAAGUGCUCUCCGAUGCCCAGGAACGUGCCUGGUACGACAAUCAUCGAGAGCAAAUUUUGCGAGGCAAGAAUUCCGAGUAUUCCGAGAACUGCUUAGACGUCUUCCAAUACUUCACCGGAUCAUGCUACAAGGGAUACGGAAAUGAUGCCCAGGGAUUUUAUGGUGUUUAUCGUGAUGUCUUCAAUAACAUUGCAUCCGAGGAUCUGGAGUUCAUGGACAGCGACGAUGAGAUGGGGCCACCACAGUUUGGCAACGCCGACAGCAGCUACGAGGAUGUUGUGGCUCCAUUCUACGCCUAUUGGUUAUCCUACAGCACAAAGAAGACAUACGAAUGGCUCUGUCCGUAUGAUGUGCGGGAGAUCAAGGAGCGUUUCAUCUUGCGCAAGGUGGAAAAGCAAAUGAAGAAGAUUGUGCAAAAUGCACGCAAGGAUCGCAACGAAGAGGUUCGCAACUUGGUCUCGUUUGUGCGGAAGCGAGAUCGUCGUGUCCAAGCCUACCGGCUUGUGCUGGAAGAGCGCGCCGAGGCGAAUCGCUUAAAGCAGGAGGAGAAACGCAAGGAGCAGCUGCGCCAGCGGCAGGAACAACUUGCCGCGGUGCGUGCCAACAAAGUGGACAACGAUGGCUACGAGGAGCAGCUCAGACAGCUUGAACAAGAAUACGGCAGCGAAUCCGAUGACUACACGGACGAGGAGGCGGAGGAGGAUGAACUGGACUCUGAUGCGGCUGUUGAAAGCGAUAAUGAUGUGAGCGAGCAGGAAGUGGAGUAUGUGGACGAUCUCUAUUGUGUGGCAUGCAACAAGUCGUUCAAGAAUACCAGGGCGCGCUCCAAUCACGAGGAGAGCAAGAAACAUCGCGAGAAUGUGGAACGCCUGUGCCAGCAAAUGGCAGACGAGGAGCAGGAAUACAAUGAGCACAGCGAGGAUCUCAAUGCGGCAGAGGAUGGUGUGGAACAGUUAAAAAUCAGUGGCGCCCAAAAGACAGAUCAAAGCAGUGAUCAGGCAGAGCUGUCCAGCGACGAAGAAGUUCAGCAGACACAAAGUAAACGCAAUAAAAAAGGCAAAAAAUCGAAAAAACCGGCGCCAAAAGCAAUUGUUGAGAGCGAUGAGGAUGAUGAAGCGGAUGCUGCCGCAGCUGCUGCUCCUGAUCAAGCUGUGGAUUUAUCCGCGCCAGUGAGCAACAGCGACGAUGCAGACGACGACGAUUGGAGUCGCAGCAAAAAAUCAGCCAAAAAGAGCAAAAGCAAAAAAUCAACGAGCAGCAAACAAAAAGCCGAAACGGAAAAGGAAAAGUUAACAACGGAAUCAAAGCCGAAAUCCAAGCCAACAGCAGCUCCACCGAGGAGCAACGAGACCGCACCACUCGCAGAUGUGCAACACACUUGCGUCACAUGCAAACUGGUCUUCGACUCCAAAAACAAACUGUUUGCGCAUCUCAAGAAAACGAAUCACGGGGUCUACCUGCCCAAAGCCAAGCCGGAAGUGGAAGGGAAACCGCCUGGCAAAGCCAAGGGCAAGCGCAAAUAAUGAUCUGCCCCCCUUGCUCUCUCCUUGUCUAUACAGCUGCCUCAGACCAUCCAAGUUGCUGUAUAAAACUCUAGUUGUUUAUUUAUUCUAAUGUUACAGCUUAAUUGUGAACUUAAAUUAAGUGUAUAUAUUUCUACAAAUAUAGAAAUUGUCCAGAAAUUAGAAUCGUUAUUUAAAAGAUGGUUGGCUUAAAAAACACUAUACUUAAAAUGCACAGUACUAUAAAUAAUAAAUU